This is a messenger RNA of Arabis nemorensis, 516 nucleotides long. The record is from the annotation of a GenBank genome assembly. Lineage: Eukaryota; Viridiplantae; Streptophyta; Magnoliopsida; Brassicales; Brassicaceae.
AUGGCGGCUAGGCCACUGAAUUGGACCGUAGAUAAUACUUUGAAGUGGCAACCUUCUAGGGACACAAGCUUAUCCCGAUUAAAAGAGUAUCACUAUGGACCGCCUUGCCACCCCACGUAUAAUGUUAUCUUCUUCUUCUCCCUGGCUAACAUUCUAAGAAGCGAUAUACCAUGUUUGAAAAGUGUGAAACACAGGAACAAUUACGUGGAGCUGAUCGUAUCAUCGAACAGCGUGUUGAAGCAACAACUUUUGCUGCUCAACCAAUGGGAAACAAGACACAAGCCUAAAUUCAAAAAAAUCAGGAUCAUAGUGUUUGAUCCUGAUUGGUGGGAUGAGAAAUAUGGAAGUGGAGCUACUGGUUUUGGUCGUAAUCGUGAUGCAUCACAAAACUAUGGCAUAAACUUCCAACAGAACAUAGGACGUGGUUGUGGUCAGACUGUUAAAACCAAUCUGGUGGCUGUUGGUGGUUCAGAUGUAGGACAAUCAAUCAACUCAGAAUGUUCUGUUCACACAUGA